Messenger RNA from Emiliania huxleyi CCMP1516, 746 nucleotides. RefSeq lists its product as hypothetical. Gene Ontology annotation, cellular component: SAGA complex. The record is from RefSeq and is a predicted model, not a curated record. Lineage: Eukaryota; Haptophyta; Isochrysidales; Noelaerhabdaceae. The coding region runs from base 135 to 608 and encodes 157 amino acids. The transcript is spliced from 5 exons.
GCGGCGGAGGCGGAGGCUUCGCUCCGGCGCCGUUUGUGCCUCCUCCCCACGUCUACCCCGACGCAGCGUUGCCGCUGGCGUCGCGCGAGGAGUCGCACCGGCCGCUCUGCGGCGCUGUCCCGCAGCCGGCAGACAUGGUGCUCGUGGAGAAGACAAAGGUGGCGGCUCGCAUGUCCGGGGGGCUCAAGGGGCAGGCGGACGAGUGGAUCCUCGCCGUAGUGCAGAGGUACAACGCGUCCACGCAAAAGUACGUCGUCCUCGACGUCGACGCCGGGGACGAGGGCGGGCUGAUGGGGGCUCCGGCCGCCUCGAAGCAGCACACGGCGCCCGCGCAGAGCCCGUGGUUGCACUCCUUUGAUCCGCGGGCUGUAGAGCCGACGGCGUACUCGCACUACAACGAGUUUAAGGCCGGCUCGAGCGUGCUCGCCCUCUACCCGGACACGACUUGCUUCUACAAGGCGUACGUCGCCACGCCGCCCUCGCAGAGCAACCCGAACCCCUCCCACCGGCGCGACUACAUGAUCGAGUUCGAGGACGAGAACGAGGUGACCGGCCGCUCCGAGCCGAUGCGCGUCCCUCAAAAGUACACGCUGAGGCUGCCGAUGUGAAAAAGUAGAGCGGCAGAAAUGAGGUUGAGCUAAGAGCGGGGCACGCGGUCGGCGUUGGGGACGGCGUCUAGCUCCACAGCGGCGACACCGCACUUCUAAUCUUUUAUUAGAGUAACAAACACGUUGUGUUGCGUUAUU